Castor canadensis (American beaver) is the source of this 1532-nucleotide messenger RNA. The record is from RefSeq and is a predicted model, not a curated record. NCBI's taxonomy places the organism in Eukaryota, Metazoa, Chordata, Mammalia, Rodentia, Castoridae.
AGGUGCUGUCACCGAAGUCAAAACAGACAUCUAUGUGACCAGCUUUGGGCCUGUGUCAGAUGUGGAGAUGGAGUAUACAAUGGACGUUUUUUUCCGCCAGACUUGGACUGAUGAGAGGUUGAAGUUUGUGGGACCAACAGAGAUUCUGAGUCUAAAUAACUUGAUGGUCAGUAAAAUCUGGACCCCUGACACAUUUUUCAGAAAUGGAAAAAAGUCAAUUGCUCACAAUAUGACUACCCCUAACAAACUCUUCAGGAUAAUGCAGAAUGGAACAAUUCUGUACACCAUGAGGCUUACCAUCAAUGCUGACUGUCCCAUGAGGCUGGUUAACUUUCCUAUGGAUGGACAUGCUUGUCCACUCAAGUUUGGGAGUUAUGCUUAUCCCAAAAGUGAAAUCAUAUAUACAUGGAAAAAAGGACCACUUUACUCAGUAGAAGUUCCAGAAGAAUCGUCCAGCCUCCUCCAGUAUGAUCUGGUUGGACAAACAGUGUCUAGUGAGACAAUUAAAUCUAACACAGGUGAAUAUGUAAUAAUGACCGUUCAUUUCCACUUGCAACGGAAGAUGGGCUACUUCAUGAUACAGAUAUAUACUCCAUGUAUUAUGACAGUCAUUCUUUCCCAGGUGUCUUUCUGGAUUAAUAAGGAGUCAGUCCCAGCAAGAACUGUCUUUGGGAUCACCACUGUUUUGACAAUGACCACAUUAAGUAUCAGUGCCCGGCAUUCCUUGCCCAAAGUGUCGUAUGCAACAGCCAUGGAUUGGUUCAUAGCUGUGUGCUUUGCUUUUGUCUUUUCUGCUCUCAUUGAGUUUGCAGCUGUCAACUACUUCACCAAUCUUCAGUCACAGAAAGCCAAAAGGAAGGCUCAGGCAGCAGCCCUGUCCCCCGUGACAAAAUCAAAAGCCACCGAACCCUUGGAAGCUGAGAUUGUUGUGCAUUCUGAUUCCAAGUACCAUCUGAAGAAAAGAAUCACCUCUCUGACUUUGCCGAUAGUUCCAUCCCCUGAGACCAGUAAAGUCCUUACUAGAGCACCCAUCUUACAAUCAACACCCACCACACCCCCGCCACUCUCACCAGCCUUUGGAGGUCCCAGUAAAAUAGACCAGUACUCUCGGAUUCUCUUUCCAGUAGCAUUUGCAGGAUUCAAUCUUGUAUACUGGGUCGUUUAUCUUUCCAAAGACACAAUGGAAGUGAGUAGCAGUGUUCAAUAGCUUGCAGCCAGGACAACCUAUAUUCUGUAAGUUUACAUCUUCUGUAUUUAAAAACAUAUUAUUGAGACUUGUGCAGAUGCUUCUCAGAUAUGAAAUCAAAAUCGAAAAUCUGUUACUUGUAGCUUUGAGUAAGCAUGUAUUUAUCAAAAAGCAAUAAUGUUAUCCCUCAAAAUUGAAAGAGGAAGGUUGCUAAAAAAAAUGACUUUUCUGUACAGAAGAGAAAAAUCUUAUAAGAGGGUAAGAUAGAUUCAAGAUCAAUUUGCCAGCCUUUGUUCUUUAUUGUUAAAUAUUUUUAAUUGUCACUAUGAAUAACAUUUAACACGAG